Messenger RNA from Trypanosoma grayi, 1242 nucleotides. RefSeq names its product protein kinase. Gene Ontology annotation, molecular function: protein kinase activity; ATP binding. Lineage: Eukaryota; Euglenozoa; Kinetoplastea; Trypanosomatida; Trypanosomatidae. The coding region runs from base 1 to 1242 and encodes 413 amino acids. The transcript has a single exon. The record is from RefSeq and is a predicted model, not a curated record. Gene Ontology annotation, biological process: protein phosphorylation.
AUGUCGCGCGAGAUGGAGCAGGUGGAGGUGGGCAGCCGCAUCACUGCGCCGGGCUUCAUAGGCAGUGGUGACUGCAGGUACGUGUACGUGCGCUACCUUGCGCACGGCGGCUGCGGCGAGACGUGGGAGAUAAAGGACGCCGCUACCGGUACGCCAUACGCGCUGAAGAUCACACCGCUUAGGAGCUGCUCUCCCUCAGCGCUGAUGCGGGCGCGGACGGAGGUGCGCUGCUUGGAGUCUGUAAACCACUUUGCGUGCAUUCAGCUGCACGACAAGCUCGAGACGGAGUCGUACCUGUUCCUCGUGAUGGAGUAUUGUGAUGCUGGCGACCUGCGCUUCCAACUGCGCGGCGGGGCAACGCUGCUGGAGUACCAGAUCACGUACAUCAUGCUCCAGGUAAUCCUUGCCCUUCACUACAUGCACACCAAGCGGAAGAUGCUCCACCGCGACCUCAAGCCGGCGAACGUGCUGCUCAAAACAAAGGGCCUCGUGAAGAUCGGUGACUUUGGCCUUAGCAAUAUGUACGACACGAUACACGGCGAGGUGGGCCGUACCAUCUGCGGCACCCCCGCGUACGUGGCACCGGAGCUGUGGCGCAGCGAGCGUUAUGGGGUGCCGGCCGACAUGUGGUCGCUUGGCGUCAUGCUGUACGAGGCGAUGGCCGGGCGCCUGCCCUUCGAGGGAUCCAAGUACGAGGAGCUGCGGCGCAGGGUGCUCAACGAGGCGGUGCCGCCGAUCGAGACGCCGUACAGCGAGGACCUGAAGCGCAUCGUCUAUGCGCUGCUGCGCAAGGCGCCGGCGGAGCGACCAGACACCACGAAGCUGCUUAGCGAGCCGCCCAUUGUCGCCGCGCUGAGCAGCUUCCCACAGGUAUUGCGUGCCUCUAACGUAGAGGAUUCGCUGCUGCAGCGCGUGUUAUAUGACAUCAGCCCCGCACAGCUGCAGCCGCUGCCGCGCGUCGACCGGGCGGUGACGUUCUCUGGAGCCGUGUGGAAGUUCAAGCCACCGCACGACUACCAGGAACGCUAUAUGGAGCUGGUUGACGGCCAGCUGAUGCUGCUGCAGCGCCAGGGCGCUCGGGUCGGCGACAAGGGCUGUAUCCCGCUCCAGCAGGUGGAGCAGGUCGCUUGCAUCGACGGCGACCACGUAGCGCUGAGGCUGUCGGACACUGACUGGCUGUUCUUCCGCACACCUCAGGCGCCGCAGUGGGAGGAGCGUCUGCGGGCCGCGCUGCGGCUAUAG